AUGUAUCCUGCGUGGCUUCGGACCUCAGCCCUGGCCGGCCUUGUUUCGACAACGCUCGCUCUGGAUCUCCCAGAAUACCGAGGUCUAAAGACUUCUCAGAACGCAAGUGUCCUCGAAAUCACUCUCCACAACCCAACAUCGCCGAUCAAUGUCUGGAACCAUGAUUUUCAGACUGGGUUGGCCGACAUUGUACAGAGGCUUCAGUCCGACAAUGAAACCAAGGUCGUCAUUUUCAAGAGCGACGUUCCUGGUUUUGUAGAACUCAUGUACAACAUCUCGAACCUGCCGCAGGUGACCAUCGGCGCAGUUGACGGGAGAGCCCGCGGAGCAGGGAACGAACUCCUGAUGGGGCUCGACAUGCGUUUCGCUACCAAGUACGAAACGCUCCUCGGACAGAUAGAGGUGGCCACUGGCCUCAUCCCAGGGGGAGGAGGGAGCCAGCAUCUUCCUGGACUUAUCGGCCGAGGCCUUGCAAUGGAGUAUAUCCUAAGCGGCAAGGACAUCAACGCCCAAGACGCGGAGAGAAUCGGCUGGAUCAACAAAGCUUUCGACACAUCGAGUGAGAUGUACGCGUACAUUGACGAGCUCACCUCGCGCUUGGUUCUAUACCCUCUUGCAGCGCUAGCGGCGGCCAAGGAGUCAAUCAACCUUGCGGCGCGUCCUCCGUUGGAGAACCUUUUGCAAGAUGUCGCCUCCUUCAACCGCCGGAUCGCUGAUCCGAUCGUGUCGCAGCUCUUGGGCAAAGCAUUGUCUUUGACGAACAAUCAAUCGCUUGGCGAUGUGGAGCUCAAUUUGGGAAGGGACUUGCCUCUACUUUACACUUGAAGUACGACGUGGUGCCUGUUGUUGGCGAGUGAGCGUCGGCCACAGCCGCCCACGGAUGGCUUGGGCUUGCGGGCCAAGUGGAGUGGACUCACUAGGGUGAAGACGCGGAGAGCCAAGGCUAUAUCUCGAUGUACGGUUUGAAAUAUAGUACGUCCUAAGUUAUCCGCCUCAAAAAUAUGUAGGUUAAGGUAACCCCCCAAUUCUGGACCACUCUUUCACCACUUUCACAUCCAUCCACCUUUGCAUUCUAGCCGCGUUUUCUCGCGCCAUAAUAUAGUAAUUGCAU
This is a messenger RNA of Fusarium vanettenii 77-13-4, 1111 nucleotides long. RefSeq lists its product as uncharacterized. Gene Ontology annotation, molecular function: enoyl-CoA hydratase activity. Bases 1 to 825 code for a protein of 274 amino acids. The record is from RefSeq and is a predicted model, not a curated record. Gene Ontology annotation, biological process: fatty acid beta-oxidation. Lineage: Eukaryota; Fungi; Ascomycota; Sordariomycetes; Hypocreales; Nectriaceae. The transcript has 2 exons.